This is a messenger RNA of Pogonomyrmex barbatus (red harvester ant), 1156 nucleotides long. RefSeq names its product fas-associated death domain protein (gene Fadd). Lineage: Eukaryota; Metazoa; Arthropoda; Insecta; Hymenoptera; Formicidae. The record is from RefSeq and is a predicted model, not a curated record. Gene Ontology annotation, molecular function: protein binding. Gene Ontology annotation, biological process: signal transduction.
UGAUUUGAUAUUUAUAUUGAGUUAUUUGCUAUUUUUAACUUUUGAAAUUAACCAUAUUGUUCUUGCCAGGACAAUUAAGUACAAACAAAAUAGAAGAAGAAGAAUCAUGUUUUACAGAUCAAAUUUGACAAAUUGAAUCUUGAAUUUAUUCAAAAACAAAAUGCUGGAAAAAUAUAGUCUGCUUCGUCAAGAUUUUCUUAGAAUAGCUGAACCUUUUAUCAACGAUAAUGUCUUGGAUGAACUAAAACUCAAUUAUGCACAUGAGAUUGAUUCGAAACGUAAAUUAAGUCAAAUAAAGGAUCUCAAAAUGUUUAUAAGACUAUUGGAAAAGCGGGAUCUUAUCAGUUAUAGCAAUAUAGAACCACUGUGGUAUAUAUCAAAAAAAUAUAUCUGUCUUCCUGAUUUGGAAAGCAAAUUAUUUGAUUAUGAAAAUUGGUUAUCAGCUACACCGUUAUUGCCUUCAUGUUAUAUGUAUCAAAGAAAUGAAAUAUCAGAAUCAACAAGCUGUGAACCUGCAGAUAUUUCUAUGAAUAAUUUAUCUCAGACAUCGAUAGGAAGUUCAGCUAAUGUAUUCAAAAGUAGCACAACGCCAUCACAUAAUCCUGAACAAGAAGACCAAAAUAAUCUUGAUAAGAAAAAAUCUUUGCAAGAAACAGUAUUGUUACAAAUCAAGGACAGAUUGGGUCGAUCUUGGCGUGAUGUAGCUAGACAUUUAGGUAUUAGAGAAUGUAAAAUCGAUGCUGUACAAAGUAAAUAUCCUUAUGAUUUAAAGGAGCAAAGCUACGAGAUUUUGAAAAUUUAUAUGUCACAAUCUGAUACAGAACAAUGGGCUAUAAACUUAAUACGCGCUUUAGAAAAAGGAAGACGGAGAGAUCUCAAGGAACUUGUAGAGGAAUUAAUAUUGAAAAAAGAGUAUCUAUGAUAUAUAUUGAUACAAGAUUUUUCAUUAAGAUUUAUUCCUUUUAAAGAUUUUAAUAUUUAUUCUAGUUAUAUUAAAUGUGAUAUUAAAUGUAAUUUAAUUAGAAAUGAAAAAGUUUCGACAAUAUAUGAUUGAUAAAUCAAUAUAUAAUCUUAGGUAAUAUAAAUAAAAGUAGUAAGCAUAUGCCAGUAUACUUUUGUGUAUAAGAAAUUCUUGAAUAUAAUUGUAAUUUAUGUC